AUGUCGGACGGUAAUGUGACACUCGCAUCCAAUGUGCUCGGCACCAUUGGCACGGUGCUCUGGUGCAUCCAGCUCAUUCCUCAAAUUUGGUAUAACUGGCGGCGGAAGAAUACGGACGGGUUUCCGGCUACGAUGAUGUUUCUCUGGGCACUUUGUUCUAUUCCCAUGGGGGCCUAUCUUAUUUUGCAGAUACCAUAUAACAAAGGGGUUACCUGGCCGGACCUGGUUGUUGGUGUUAUUGCCGCUGUUCUUCUUAGUGCAGGGUUGUUGCCUCCCUAUUUUGAACUCUGGAAGAGAGAUGGUCGUGUGAUUGGGUUUAACUGGGUCUUUCUCUCUAUCGAUACCUUCGGUGGUCUGUUCUCCUUGUUUGCACUCGCUGCUCAAGGAACAUUCGAUGUUUUGGGGGGGGUUGUUUUGGAAGCAGGGAUCUAUUUGAGCCAUACCAUCUGGCGCAUUCGGUAUCGCAAGCUGCGCAAAGAGGCGAAAGAAAGCGGCAAGAGUAUUGAUGAGUUGUUGGAGUUGCGGAGACGGGAUGAGGAAAGAGAUUUAGAGGCGGGGGUCGACCAAGAUGAGGGUCACGAUCUCGAUAAAGAAUCAAAGCCGAUAGAGAUGUAG
Molecule: messenger RNA, 615 nt
Organism: Penicillium manginii
Lineage: Eukaryota; Fungi; Ascomycota; Eurotiomycetes; Eurotiales; Aspergillaceae
Product: PQ-loop repeat-containing protein
Exons: 6
Coding region: 1-615 (204 amino acids)
Source: RefSeq, a predicted model, not a curated record